AUGUCAAAGUGCCCAUUUGAUGGUUUAAAGGAUCUUCUCCCUGGUAUUGAGGACUUCAUAUGCAAGCAGUUGGCCAGUGAGAAUCUCUCAGCAUUUGCUGAGAAGAAAAGACAGUACUUUGUAGAACGAUUGGACAUCUUGAAACUUCCCCCUACACUCCCACCCAGGCCACCAGGUGAUAUACAAGAUGAGAGAAACAGAAGUCUUGACAGCGCUCGUAAUGUAAAUGGGGAUUUCCUUGCCAAACAGAGAGAGUUUUCACGUAGUCAGAGUUCCCACACAUUGCCAGUUGCAAAAUCACCAUCUCCAUUGGAAUCUGAGGAUUUUUACGAUGACGUUGAGCCAGAGGCAGAUGUCUUAGCACAGAAUGGCAUACCUGUGUCUGAAGCAGUUGUUGACAAUGAGGAAGAUUUGUAUGAGGUCCCGUUGUCAUUGGAUAAUCAAGAUGGCUACAGUUGCGAUGACAUGUCAGAUGACAGUUUCACAUCGUAUGAAUCAUAUGAUGACAUGGAUCCUGAGGAAGGAGGUGUUGAAGUCCCAGGAGCUGCUAUACCACAUCCAGAGAUACAACUACCUAGGGUCAGAACUAAGAAGAAGAAAAAGAGAAGUGCUGGCAAAGACACUUCCCAUCAUAUUCCAAUAUCCACUUUACCCAAUGUAACAUACUGCAGUGACCUCUAUCAAAAGGGAAUGAUAACAUGGACAAAAAGGCAAUGUGCUAUCAGUGACAAUAAGCUCUAUGUGUAUAAGAUAGAGAAAGACUAUAAACCAUCUAUGGUAUUAUCCCUCGUGGGCUAUGAUAUAUUGUACUUUGAGAAAGAUGGAAAAAGGAAUCAUGCACUAAGGGUGUCCCAUCCGGGUUGUGAGACACACUGGUUCGCUACCGAUACAAAAUCUAAUGCUGACAUAUGGCUUGAACAUAUGACAAAUGCAGCACAUGUCCUUGACAAUAACAGUCUAGCAGUUACACAGCCCCUCUCUGGGCCAUCACUGUCAUCAGAGAAUAUCUCAAGCCCCACAGAGCAGUCUCAGCCAUCACUAGGGGGCUCCACCAGCCCUAGCCGAUCCCUGACUAACAUCUCUAUGAGCUCCAGCCCUAGUGAAGGUGGUAGUGGGGAUGGCAUUGUCAAAUAUAUGAGAAAUCAACAGGGAACAGAUAUUAAAGAUUAUGAUACUAAGAGAGACUUGAAAUCACCAAAAAUAAAAUCAGAUGAUAAAAGCAUGACCUUGGGCCAGUCUUUAGAGACAUCUAUGAAGAGCAUGAAGAACUUCCUGGGCACACUUGGACGGAAGAAGGGACGCAAAGCUUCAACCACUAUCCAGGAUGUCUUUGAAACUGUGGAGAUUGACAUGGAAAAGGAUCCUACUGUCAAAAUACAAGGUUAUUUGAAUGUAUCAAGUCCCCUUAGUUUUGACAAAGGUUGGUUAAGAAAAUGGUGCGUGGUUUCUGAUGAAAACUUUGACGUAUAUCGAUCGCAUGAAGAAAAAUCAGCCAAUGAGAAUCCGGAGUUUAGUUUUCCUUUAGUUGGAUGUGAGAUCAACACUGCAAUGGAGACAAAGAGAGAGCUUGCGUUUAAGCUAGAACAGGAUGGAUGCCUCAAGGCUGUGUUAGAGGCCUCUGACGCUAUGGAUCAAGGGAGAUGGGUUGGUCUACUUAUCAAGGAAACCAAAUGUGCUGACAGAGACUAUAGCUAUGCAGAUUCCAGUUUCUCUAAAACACAUAAUACCACACCAGGAGAUGAUGAGCAACUCUAUGAGAAUGUUGCCCCUCCAGUACCAACAUCAAGCCCACCAGUAAUGACACCUAUUAGUGAUGAUAGUAGUAAAAAGCAUGAGAGCUACCCUUCAGAUGAUUUAUAUGAUGACACUGAUAGGUACUCGCCUGAUAACACAGGAGAGCUCAGCAUUGAAAUCACAGAAGGGAGCACUGGAAGCAGGGAGCGUGAAAACCAUGAGAUAACUGCCUCUUUGGGACCAGACACAGCUAGCUCCACGAAUAGUCCAAACUUUGCCCAAAGUGUGUUCAAAUCAAUCAUGAAAAUAGACAUGCAAGGUGCCAAUAAGGAGUAUGAUGAUAACUCAAGUAACACUACAUGUAAGAAUGGCCAUGGAGAUAAUGGUGUAUUCACUGAGAAUGAUGAUAUUGAAUAUACUGAGUUUGACGGUGAACCAAAUGAUAAUAAUGAAGAAGUAACAAAUGGUUCCUCCUCCGGCAGAGAGAACGGAGUCACUUCUCGCUACGCACAUUCCCUUUCUGUUGACGGAGGAAUAAAUCCAGAGGAUAGUGCAAAUACAACAUCCCCAGUUGCAGUGUCAAAACUUGAUCCCAAUAAAGUUGAGAAGUUUUCUAAAUUUGUUUCCGCAUUAGAUAAAUCCAAUAACUCUCCAACUACUAAUUCUCCUGCUCCACUCUCCUCACGGAGAUCACUCUAUGCAGUGGAAAAAUUUGGUGGAUCAAACCCUGGGAAGGAGGGUGAAGACAUUGACGACCUUCAAGAUGAGCCCAGAAUAAAAGCCAGGAUUAACAGCCUCAAAAUGAAGAUUGGUCAAAUUAAACGAAAAAGAGCUGGAGUGCGGGACAAGAAAAUGGCAUCACGUAAGCCCUCUGAGAAACAACUGCUGGAUAAGGAGUUUAAGCAACUUGACAUGGAGUUCAUGGAAACUGACAAGCAACUAAUAAUAUUGGAAAACAGACUCGAGAAAAUCCCAAAAAAUCCAAAAUCAAAGAAAUUUUGUCAACCUACAGAAGUUAGGAAUAUGGACAGCAACAACAACAACCCCAUCCUAAAGGAUGUUAACCUCAACAACACAGCAUUGUAUUAUGGUGAACUGGAAGAGGGUCAAAUUAUAGACUCUGCUUCAUUAGGCUUUCUUCAGAACUCCACGACUGACUUUGGAAAUUCUGCAUAUAACAUGCCAUCACACACCAACACCAGCGGUUCACUCGACAAACAUGCUAAAGAAGUCUUGCUUCAGUCAGACUUCAAUCCAGAUCUUCAUGAUCCCAGGCUCGCUAAAGCCAGUGAUUCUAGGCUCUUUCCUCGAGGGAAUGAGGUGCAGGACACUUUUAGCAACAAACAUCAGAACCCCAUGUCUCACAUGAGACCAGGUGGAGACUGUUUACAGUCCGAUAAAUUGAACUCUAUAGGAUUCAAUUCUACAAACAUUCAGGCUUCUAAAAAGCUACUGAAAAAACAACGCGAUUUACAACGCUCCAAAGAACCCCUAAAUGAACCCCAAGUUUAUCAACAAACGGGGUCUGGAUUAGUGCAAGACAUCAUCAAGGGGUUAACUCCAACAUUGGAAAUGAUCGCCUCUAAUAAACAACUGGAUAUUGAGCUCUUAGGUCAACCUGAAAACAGGAACAGAUCUUCUCAAAGACGCUCACAACAAAGGAGGAAAACGUCAUAA
Owenia fusiformis is the source of this 3411-nucleotide messenger RNA. NCBI's taxonomy places the organism in Eukaryota, Metazoa, Annelida, Polychaeta, Sabellida, Oweniidae. The record is from the annotation of a GenBank genome assembly.